This is a messenger RNA of Synchiropus splendidus (mandarinfish), 15148 nucleotides long. RefSeq names its product calcium channel, voltage-dependent, P/Q type, alpha 1A subunit, b (gene cacna1ab). Gene Ontology annotation, molecular function: calcium ion binding; high voltage-gated calcium channel activity. Gene Ontology annotation, cellular component: neuronal cell body; voltage-gated calcium channel complex; membrane. Gene Ontology annotation, biological process: calcium ion import across plasma membrane; chemical synaptic transmission. The coding region runs from base 272 to 7933 and encodes 2553 amino acids. The record is from RefSeq and is a predicted model, not a curated record. The transcript is spliced from 51 exons. NCBI's taxonomy places the organism in Eukaryota, Metazoa, Chordata, Actinopteri, Syngnathiformes, Callionymidae.
GUCUCUCUCGGUCCUCCGCUGCUGUCCCAAACUCCCUCGACAGUCGGUGGCCGCCGAACGCUCGCUCCCGUCGGCAUGCUGUCUGUGUGAACAUGGAGUUUCCCUGUGCCCCGGCGCCGGCUCAGCUUCGACCCUCCAGCGGUGCCACCUGCUCCUCUGCCGCCUCCCAACGCCACAUUAGCGGGUCGGGGACACCGGAGAGCCCGCGGCCCCGCCUGGAGACCCCCGAGCUUCCUGUGUUUGGACGGAAGUUCACCUGACAGACAGCUCCAUGCUGUCCCCUCUCUGUCAGGAGCACGGUGGCUCUGUGGUCUGGCCUGAGACGUUGCCACACUCUCAGGUUCUCCAUCGGCCCCUGCGAUGCCCCCCUCCACCCAUAAGCGGCAGCAGCGUUGGCCCUAAUCCCACGUACUACCACACCGUGUACAACGUCCAGGUGGACCAGUACCGAGAUGUUCCUUUUGUCAGCGGAAGUGGGGGAAUGGGGAGCCGCUCGGCCCGUGGAAGUUUGGCUACAAGCAGCAAGGACCCCACUGUCCCACCCAUCCGCAGGAGGGGAGGACUUGUGGACCAUCGUGAUGUCAUCAAGGCUCACCAAGCCCACAAAAUGCACAACACACCACAGGCCAAGAGGAAGCAAUGGGAAAUGGCGCGUUUUGGAGACGAGCUUCCCAACAGGUAUGGUGGAGGAGGAGGUGGCGGCGGCGGUGGCGGGGGUGCCGGCGGACAGGGGGGACCUGGCCGUGGCGGAAGCAGGCAAGGGGGGCCCCCCGGGGCUCAGCGGAUGUACAAGCAGUCGAUGGCCCAGAGAGCCCGGACCAUGGCCCUGUACAACCCCAUACCCGUCCGGCAGAGCUGCCUAACGGUCAACCGCUCCCUCUUCCUCUUCAGUGAGGACAACGUGGUGAGGAAGUACGCCAAAAAGAUCACUGAGUGGCCUCCGUUUGAAUGGAUGAUCCUCACCACCAUCAUUGCUAACUGUAUCGUUUUGGCGCUGGAGCAGCAUCUUCCUGAUGGAGACAAGACGCCCCUGUCAGAGCGGCUGGAAGAAACUGAGCCCUACUUCAUAGCCAUCUUCUGUUUUGAGUCGGGAAUAAAGAUCCUGGCUCUGGGUUUUGCGUUACACAAAGGUUCCUACCUGAGGAACGGCUGGAACGUCAUGGACUUUGUGGUUGUCCUCACUGGUAUCCUGUCAUCAGUCCGGUCUCAAUUUGACUUGAGGACCCUGCGAGCAGUUCGAGUGCUGCGGCCGCUGAAGCUGGUGUCUGGGAUUCCUAGCCUGCAGGUUGUGCUCAAGUCCAUUAUGAAGGCGAUGAUCCCCUUGCUGCAAAUCGGCCUGUUAUUGUUCGUGGCCAUCCUCAUGUUCGCCAUUAUCGGCUUGGAGUUCUACAUGGGAAAGUUCCACAAAACCUGCUAUAAUGACAUCACAGGGGAGAUCAAGGAUGAAGUGCCCUGCGGUGACUUUCUGCCUUCAAGGUUGUGUCCCAAUGGCACCACUUGUAAAAAAGGUUGGCUCGGACCCAAUUACGGCAUCACGCAGUUCGACAACAUCCUUUUCGCCGUGCUCACCGUCUUUCAGUGCAUCACCAUGGAGGGCUGGACAGACAUGCUGUACUACAGCAACGAUGUGGAGGGAAGUGCCUGGAACUGGAUGUACUACAUCCCCCUCAUCAUCAUCGGCUCCUUCUUCAUGCUCAACCUGGUGCUGGGUGUCCUCUCAGGUGAAUUUGCCAAAGAGAGGGAACGAGUGGAGAACAGGAGCGAGUUCCUCAAGCUCAGGCGACAGCAGCAAAUCGAGAGAGAACUCAACGGGUACUUGGAGUGGAUCUGCAAAGCGGAGGAGGUGAUUCUGGCGGAGGAGGAUGGCACUGGGAACUUCGACGGUUCAAGAAGAAGACCAACUAUCAAGACAAAGAAUAACAAAACUGAACUGCUGAACACAGAGGACGGGGAAGACAAUAUGGGGGAUGCAGUUGGGUUUGCACGCUCCAGUAUAAAAAGCGGAAAAGAUGGCGGCAACUACAGUAAAAAAGAGAGGCGGCUGCGGUUCUUCAUCCGAAAGAUUGUCAAGACUCAGGCUUUCUACUGGACGGUCCUCUGCUUGGUGGGGCUCAACACCAUGUGUGUGGCAGUGGUUCAUUACGACCAACCGGAGCUGCUCUCCGACUUCCUUUUUUAUGCCGAGUUCAUCUUCUUGGGUUUGUUCAUGUCGGAAAUGCUGAUCAAGAUGUACGGUCUGGGCAUCCAGCCCUACUUCCACUCCUCAUUUAACUGCUUUGACUGUGUGGUGAUUGUCGGCAGCAUCUUUGAGGUCGUGUGGGCCACCAUCAAACCCGGCACGUCCUUCGGCAUCAGUGUGCUGCGAGCGCUGCGUCUGCUGCGCAUCUUCAAAGUCACCAAGUACUGGGCUCCUCUUCGUAACCUGGUGGUGUCUCUGCUCAACUCCAUGAAGUCCAUCGUCAGUUUGCUCUUCCUCCUCUUCCUCUUCAUUGUAGUUUUUGCGUUGCUGGGAAUGCAGCUGUUCGGUGGACAAUUUAACUUUGAAGAAGGGACUCCACCAACCAAUUUCGACACAUUUGCAGCUGCGAUCAUGACUGUUUUCCAGAUCCUGACAGGAGAGGACUGGAACAUGGUGAUGUACGACGGCAUUGAAUCUCAGGGAGGAGUCAACGACAAAGGAAUGGUCUUCUCUAUUUUCUUCAUCGUCCUCACCCUCUUUGGCAACUACACGCUGCUGAACGUCUUCUUGGCCAUCGCUGUCGACAAUCUCGCAAACGCACAGGAACUCACCAAGGAUGAAGAAGAACAAGAAGAGGCAGCCAAUCAGAAGACAGCUCUGCAGAAAGCAAAAGAAGUUGCCGAAGUCAGCCCGCUCUCUGCUGCCAACCUUUCUAUUGCUGCCAAAGAGCAGCAAAAGAACCACGUGAAAGGCAACAAAUCUGUCUGGGAGCAAAGAACCAGCGAGAUCCGCCGACAGAACCUGAUGACCAGCCGAGAAGCUCUCUAUAAUGAAAUGGAGCAGGAGGACUGGAAGGUGGGAGAAGAGGGAGAGGAGGUGUCAUACCCGAGGAAACCUCGUGGGGAUACUAAGACUCACCUGGAUCGACCUCUGGUGGUCAACCCUCAAGACAACCGUAACAACAACACCAACAAGACCCAGCCAGGGGAACUUCCCCUGGACCAAGAGUACAGGCGACAGGACUUGGACCACAUCCGCCGUGCCGCCCACUCCCACCACCACUGCCACCACCGUCACCAUCACAAAACUGUAGCCCCCAACAGCCAGCCACCAUCAGGCCAGCAGGGGGCCACGCGGAUAGAGCAUGGCUUCAGCUGCACUUCUUUGGGAAACCUGGAGGUCCAGCAUGGAGAGGAGAGACACGGUCACCGGAGCCACAGGGGCCACCGACAUCGGAACAGGGAAGGGAGAGCCACUCGCAGCGUGUCGCCUCAUCACAGUGAAGCAGGUGAUGGAAAUAAUGAACACAGGAGGUCCAGACAGCACCGCAGAGCAGCCAGGGAAGGGGAGCAGGGCAAGAGACACAGGUCGAAGGGAGUGGACGGUGAAGUUGAGAAAACAGAAGAGGGUGAGGGACGGAAGGCGAGGCGGCAUUGUCAUGGCAACAAAGAGAGAAACAGAGGGCAUCGCUCGCGAAGGGAGCACCACAGCACCGGUCCUAGCCUGUCCACCGCACGACCGGUUCUGCAGUACAACGAGGAUCUGGACAACAUCCGCAACAACAGCAAGCUCGCGGGCGCUCAGGAGCGGCCGUACCCGUUCCCACCCGACCACGUCAACAACCUGCUGAACUACUGUGACGCCGACACACACACUCUGCUGCACAGCAUGGACAGCCUCAUCUUCAGCAGCAUGGCCAAGCCAGACUACACAAGCAUAGACAUGCCGCCCAUCUACCCCUACCCCUCCACCAAUGCCAUCUUGCAAGUGAACAAGAACGCCAACACCGACCAGAAAAAGAGAGAGGAGAAGGAGGAGGAGGACGACGGGGGAGACGAGGACGGCCCCAAGCCCAUGCCUCCAUACAGUUCCUGCUUCAUCAUGUCAACCACAAACCCGUUCCGAAAGUGCUGUCACUACAUCCUGACGCUGAAGUAUUUUGAGUUCAGCAUCCUGUCCAUCAUCGCCAUGAGCAGCAUUGCCCUUGCUGCUGAGGACCCAGUUUGGCCGGAUUCUCCCCGGAACCAUGUGCUGCGUUAUUUCGACUACGUUUUCACAGGGGUCUUCACUUUUGAAAUGUUGAUCAAGAUGGUCGUGCUGGGCUUAUUUCUCCACCAGGGCUCCUACUUCCGCGACUUGUGGAACAUUCUGGACUUUAUAGUGGUUAGUGGUGCUCUGGUGGCCUUCGCCUUCACAGGGAGCAGCAAGGGCAAAGACAUCAGUACCAUCAAGUCUCUCCGCGUGCUCAGGGUGCUGCGUCCUCUGAAGACCAUCAAGCGUCUCCCAAAGCUCAAGGCCGUGUUUGACUGUGUGGUCAACUCUCUGAAGAACGUGCUGAACAUCCUGAUUGUUUACAUGCUCUUCAUGUUCAUCUUCGCCGUGGUGGCUGUGCAGCUCUUCAAGGGCAGAUUCUUCUACUGCACAGACGAAUCCAAAGAGUUUGAGCGUGACUGCAGGGGCGAGUUCUUAGUGUAUGAAAGGGAUGAAGUUAAAGCUCAAAAGCGGGAGUGGAAGAAGUACGAUUUUCACUACGACAAUGUGGCUUGGGCCCUGCUCACUCUCUUCACUGUCUCCACUGGAGAGGGGUGGCCACAGGUGCUUAAGCACUCAGUGGACUCCACCUAUGAGAAUCAGGGUCCCAGCCCAGGAUAUAGGAUGGAAAUGUCCAUCUUCUAUGUGGUGUACUUUGUUGUCUUCCCCUUCUUCUUUGUCAAUAUUUUUGUGGCUCUUAUCAUCAUCACCUUCCAAGAACAGGGAGAUAAAAUGAUGGAGGACUAUAGCUUAGAAAAGAACGAGAGAGCCUGUAUAGAUUUUGCCAUUAAUGCCAAGCCCCUGACGCGCCACAUGCCAAAGAACAAACUAAGCUUUCAGUAUCGCAUGUGGCAGUUUGUAGUGUCGCCACCGUUUGAGUACAGCAUCAUGGCUCUGAUCGCGCUCAACACCAUCGUGCUCAUGAUGAAGUUUGAUGGUGCGUCGCAAAUGUACGACGACGUCCUGAAGAAUCUCAACAUUGUGUUUACCACUUUUUUCUUCAUGGAAUCCAUCCUGAAGAUCAUCGCGUUCGGCCCUCUGAAUUACUUCAGAGACGCCUGGAAUAUUUUUGAUUUUGUCUCCGUCCUCGGAAGCAUCACUGAUAUUUUAGUAACAGAACUUGGGAAUAAUUUCAUCAAUUUAAGCGUCUUGAGGCUGUUCAGAGCUGCUCGCCUCAUUAAACUACUGAGACAAGGAGGAACCAUUCGGAUCCUGCUCUGGACCUUCGUCCAGUCCUUCAAGGCUCUGCCAUAUGUGUGCCUGCUCAUAGCAAUGCUCUUCUUCAUCUACGCCAUCAUCGGCAUGCAGCUGUUUGGUAACCUGGCGCUGGAUGAGGAUGGAGAAAGCGCCAUCGACGAACACAAUAACUUCAGAACCUUCAUCAUGGCCUUAAUGCUGCUGUUCAGGAGCGCUACAGGCGAGGCGUGGCAUGAUAUCAUGCUGUCUUGUCUUGGUGGUAAAGAAUGUGACCCGGACUCAGGGAACACCGAGCCUGAGUGUGGCAGCACCUUCGCCUACACAUACUUCGUGUCCUUUAUCUUCCUCUGUUCCUUCCUGAUGUUGAAUUUGUUCGUGGCUGUCAUCAUGGACAACUUUGAGUACCUGACCCGAGACUCUUCCAUCCUGGGACCCCAUCACCUGGACGAGUAUGUAAGGAUAUGGGCUGAGUACGACCCGGCGGCAUGCGGCCGGAUCAGUUACACAGACAUGUAUCAGAUGCUAAGACACAUGUGUCCGCCGCUAGGCCUUGGGAAGAGGUGUCCCGCCCGGGUCGCCUAUAAGAGGCUGCUGCGCAUGGAUCUGCCUGUGGCCGAUAACAACACCGUGCAUUUCAACUCCACCCUGAUGGCCCUGAUCAGGACGGCACUGGACAUAAAGAUCGCCAAGGGUGGUGCAGACAAGCACCAGAUGGACGCAGAGCUGAGAAAGGAGAUGAUGGCGAUUUGGCCAAAUCUGUCUCAGAAGACGCUGGAUCUGCUGGUCACUCCUCACAAGGCAGCCACAGACUUGACGGUGGGGAAAAUCUACGCCGCCAUGAUGAUCAUGGAAUACUACCGGCAGAGCAAGACCAAAAAGAUGCAGGCAUUAAGAGAAGAGCAGAAUGCUGCUGAUGAUACAACAUGGCCUCACCUGUUACUCCCCAACCGAACGCCAUUAAUGUUUCAGCGCAUGGAGCCACCCCCUGAGGGAGGGGGCAUGGAUGGGCAGGGGGGUCAGGGCCUGAACGGCCUCCCCAACACACCCGCCAACAUCAACAGCAUACCCCAAGAGGGCAGCAUGACUGAGAGCCAGUCAUGGGUGACAGCGAAGGCGCAGGAAAUGUUUCAAAAAACGGGUAACUGGAGCCCCGACCGACCGUACCCCGACGACCUCCACGACAACCGGCACAACCCGCAGACUGUAGAGAUGAGGGAGAUGGGGCGGGACGGGUACUCGGACACUGAGCCCUACCAACCAAUGGAUGGGCACGGGCGGACCGUCUCCAUGCCCCGCCUCACUGCAGACAACCAACGGAGAAGACACAGACCCAGAGGAAAUAACCUCAGUACCAUAACGGACACCAGCCCGAUGCGCCGGUCCACCUCCAGCCUAGUCCACGGGCGCAGUGGUCGAGGCGUGCGGCUGGACGACUACUCUCUCGAGCGGGUGGUGUCGGAGGAAGGAAGACAUGGAGGUGGCCGUCGGCACAGGGACCGCAGUCAUCGGACCUCUCAAAGAUCCCUGACACGAUAUACGGAUGCGGACACUGGCCUAGGCACUGACCUAAGCACGACCACCCAGUCCGGAGACUUGCCCCCUAAGGAGAGAGAGAGGGACCGCGGUAGGACGAAGGAUCGUCGCCACCACCAUCACCACCACCACCAUCACAGCUCCAUGGACAAGGAGCGCUAUGGCCUUGAUCGUCACGACUACGCACAUAGGCAUCCUCAUGAGCGCCACUGGUCCCGCUCGCCCAGCGAAGGACCUGAUGGCCGAGGCCACAGACAGGGCAGUAGCUCGGUCAGCGGCAGUCCGGUUCCCUCUACCUCUGGGACCAGCACUCCACGGAGAGGUCGACGGCAGUUGCCACAGACUCCGGCGGUCCCCCGUCCGCAUGUCACUUACUCUCCCGCUGUCCGUAAACCCAACUAUGGCCCACCAGGCCCGGGCCGCCUGCGCUCGCCUUCUCCACGACAUUUCUCUCCACCAGACCACGACCGAGGUUUCCAUCACAGACCGCCAUCGCGGCAAGCCUCUCCACACCACCAAGGCUCCACAUCCAGACAUGGCUCGCCACGUUCGCCGAGACACCAGUCCCCACGCUCCCCACUUCAUGGAUCACCUCGAUCCCCUCAUAGAGGCCGCUGGAGUGGACCUCCGCCGGGGAAUAGUCUGGAGGGUGACAUUCCCUUUUAUGAGCGAGACUAUGAGUAUGAACGACACCAUGAGCCCCCUGCAUACGAGCAAAGCAUUACCCAUGGGAAUCCACACCCACAUGCAGGGAAUCCUCAUCCCCACCCCCGCUCACCAAGGACUGCCCGGCAUGGUCCACCACCACCACCACCCCUACAUCCACACCCGCGGAGAGUACCCAAUGGCUAUCGCUCAUCGUCGCCUUCUCCACAUCGACGGGUGCCACCCGGUGCAGCACCCCAUCCACAGCAUCGGCCACCACAUGCCCGAGGGCCCCGCAAGGGGCUGCAUGAACCUUACAGUGAGACAGAUGAGGACGACUGGUGCUAGCGAUCGCUAGUGAGUGACAGAUGUCAGCCGAAGAGGACAACGGCAUCCGCCAGUACCCGGGCCUUUAAAACGUAGACUAACAAAGUAGAUGUUGGGGGAAGUAGCUGCCCCCUAAACCCUAAACCUUUGUCCCUCGGACUUCCAAGGAAAGGUUAUUAGGGAUGGGGUCGAUGGUGCUUCAGAUUGCCUAUAUAAUGAUUUUCUGUCAGACUCAGAUGGGUGAUGGAGAAGCACACGGAAAAGAACCGGAAAAGAGAACGCCCAUAUUGAUGGGCAAGGUCCGGGUGUGGAUACCCUCUCUGAGUGGAACUGGAGUUCCAAGACUACCCAGCCAGUGAAGCCAGGCUCCCUGAGGAGAACUGCGGGAUAAGAAAAAAAGGGAAGAGCAUGUCUUUGUCGCAAUGUGGCCUGGGACCUUAGUUUACAAAUGAUUUGCCAAGUUCAAGCAGUUGGGUGCUGCCAGUUACUGGUCAUCCUGCUGUUUGAGACCCAGUCUGCUGCUUUGACUCCUCAACAGAUGCAUUUGAAAGGUUAAUAAGUAAAAAGCCAGAACCCCCUAACCCCUACAUGCCAAGCUAUGCCUCCAGAAAAAAAAUCUAACUUGAACUAUGAAGAACAAACUGACAAAACUUUACCUGUCAAACAAGAAAAAGGGAGAACAACCACUUUAUCUUUAAUCUUUUACUUUCCAAAGGACAGAACCAGGAGGCUCCGCCUACACUGCAAAAACCAGCCAAUCCCAGCAUUGGCUGAUAUUUGAUGAGUUUUAUCAUCCCUGUUUACUGUUAAAGACACUUAAUACUGUCGAAACUGAUGUGACAUCACUUCCUGUCCAGUGCUGAAAGUCCAAAGGGAAUGGUAGUUGACUCCCCAGGGCAAUUCGUAGAUGACCCAGAGGAAGGAGCCCCACGCUUUUCAAGCCCCUCCUUCCUCACUAAUACCAAGGGAUAACCUGACAGGGAAUGACAUCACACAGUUUAUGAAGGCAGAAAAGAGAAAUAUAGUGAUGGGUAAAAGACUAUUUUCGUCAGUAUCUCGACUACUGACUACUUCUCCUUGUUCUUCUUCGGACAUUGAAGCUUGGUUCUUCUGUUGCAUUCGCCCAGCUUCGGUUGAUCUUUUCCAGUGUCCAAAAUCCAAUGGGAGCCUGCAUGGUUGAUCAAACACAUACUGGAGAAGAAAUCUAACGACUGUGGGCGGGAAAAGGGGGGUGUGAGGAAAAGGAAAUAUUUCCAUAGGUUCGCAAAAGAAGUGUGCUUCUCUUGGAAUUUUUUUCUUCUUUCACGACUUGAAUUUGGAUUUCACGUUACUGUAGCGGUAACGGUUGGCGGCCUUGUUUGUCUCUUCUCUCCGCCGACUGAGGUUUCCAAAAGGUUAAAAGAGAAAAAAAAAAAAAAACAAUUGUAGGCUUUUAAUUUUCAUCAAAGCAGGUUGAAGAGUAGGGAGACGCGGACUUCUCUCUCACACUUGAUUUUGUUGUUAAUGAUGAUAGUCUGAUAAGUGUCAAUGUCAAUGAAAAAAUCCAGUGAUGAUGAUGAUGAUGAUGAUGAACUGAUUGAUCUAGCUAUUGCUGUAGAUUUGUUGUCAUGUUGUUUGGAAUUCAAGUAUGUGAUGUCCAUCUGGUUUACAUCUAUUGAUUUCCCCUCUCAAUCCCCAAAUGUCCUCGAGUUCCUGAUGCCUUCAGCAACAUUUCAGGGCAAAGAAUGGGUAUUUUCUUGCGUGUUGUAACGCAACCCUGUCAGUAUAUACUUUGAGCAACAGUCAAGGGGGAAAUCUAGGGGUUCUGAUACCUGACUUUAGUCCAAGGAGUCUGUAUUCUUAUCAAGCCAACCCAAAGAUCCGGACUUUUCUUCCCAAUGACUGGUUUUUCACUUCAGUUGCUCGCCUCGAUCGCAGUGUUUUGGGUUCCUGGACUGCAGAAACAGUAUAUCACGGGUGCGGUGUUCAUGUCCGUGGGGCUGCUGGCACUCUUUGCCGCUCCCUUCUAAAGGUUUCUCAGCCUCGUUUUUGUUUCACGACUUGCUCCAAUAGAAGCAACCAUCAAGGUGUUCCUGUAGUGGACUUUAUUAUGUCAACCCUGAAUCGCUCAGAAACAAGGUAUAACAGUUGAUCACAACCCUUUACUGUCUGGAACAAAAUGAGGGCAUUCGAAACACUGAGACUGACAAGUCCGCUCACAGUUGCUUGCUCCUUUUUAGUAAGCUGUUUUUAAAUCUUCAUUUGCUACGAAUGGGAUUCUGUGGCUGGAAAGAGCAAGAGGGAGUACCGGGCACUUCUCCCACACCUGAUCUGCUUGAGAAACCCGCAGGCGGAACCUGGUCUGUUUGUUGAUCCUUUCACAUGUUGUUCCUUCAUGUGUCUGGCUCCACGUCUAUCUGCCUAUCUGUGCCAAUUCUACCCUCCCGCCAUCCCUCCAACCCCUUCUCUCAGGUCUGGAUAACCAGAGAUCAGUUACCAUACCCCCAAUCGGUUGCUCAGAUCAAACCUACUCUGCCAAACCAAAACCAGUAUCCAGUGACCUCUUGCUCCUCAUCUCUCUUCUUCUCCAGAGUCAUGUUCCUCAGUGUCGCCCGCCAGAGAGCGACACGCUACAGUAGAAAUAUAAAGGACAGAAACGUGAAUUAUUUUUUUUAGGAAAAUAUGUUUAAGUAUAAAUAUAGAGGAUUUUCAAUGUUAUAAUGUAGAUGUAGAUAUAGAUGAAUUAUUUGACUUGCCGUUCAUGCUAAAGGCAGCGUCAAUGAACUCGGGAGCAGAACCUCAAGUCCAUGUCUUGACUCUAUGCAGACCUCAAUGGCUUCCUCGUCAUGUUGCAAAAGAGCAGGAUCAGAAAUCACAGAUCGGAAAGAAAACGUGUCUGAUUCUUUAGAGUGUGGGUUCUGCUCCUCCAGGACCUCAGUUGCUGUCCAGUCCCUCCGCUGCUUCCACAUUGAGCCGCGUGUGCAUGUUCAUCUUUCAUAAUCACCAUUCAAGUAUUGUCUAGUGAGGGAGCCAAAAUGAUUCAGGCGGUAAUGCUUCUUUAAGAAAUACUCUCCACAAGAUAUCAAAAGUUGAAGAUGCAGUCAUGCCUGUUGCAUAUUGCCGAUCUGGUAACUAACCUUUUCUGAUGUGCUAGCGUAGGUGGUGAGCGCUAACUCAGAUACGUCCGCUAUUUGAAUGAAAACAUGGUGAUGUGGGCGUAGCCGUAAAGCACCGGUGAUCUUUUGCCGCACUCGAUUGUUUUAAACUCUGUGAGAGCAAACCUGAACCCCUCAGCCCUUCUACUGGCCCUUGUGGGAGCUUACAGCGUGUAGGUCACUGACCCGAUUCCCCCUACAGCGCCACAGUGCCUUCUGUGUCAUAGUCGUAAGCCCCACAUGUUCCUUUUCCAAGCUGUCAAUCAUCUGACCGCCUGUAGUGGAGAAGACCCUACCGCACUGCGCCUUAAAAAUCCCAAAUGCUUACUUGCUAGCAUCAAAGAUAGGUGAACGGCGGCGUUAAAACUGGGCCACGGUCAGGAGCUAGGCUAAGCUUUGGACAUCCGCGUGAAAGGUUCUGUGACAGCCUGGCAUCUUACCAAAAUUGCACGAUGUUGCUAACCAUAAGUCGGGUGUAACACUUGAAAAGGGGCAAAAUGUUGGGUCACUUCUCAGGUCUUUGGAGUUAAGUAGCUCGCUUGGCAGGCAAUGUCCACACGGAAGUUGCCAGAACAGCUAAGGGAAGUAGAAGGAUGAUAUCCAGUCAGCAGAAUAGCGGACACUUAUGCAAACAUCUCUGAGUUCCGAGGUGGAAAGAAAGAACGUCCCUUUGAUCAGAUAGCUCUUGUUUGUACGAAAGUCCCUCCUCGUGGAAUUACCGUAACAAUGCCGAGUUUCGCUGCUGAAGAGCACCCGCUGCGUAUUCUCACAGCCCGCGUGCUGCAACAAACCUCUUUGGCAACGUAAACACCAAGCAAAUCUACAUCCAGUCCGUCCUUGGUGUUGCAAACCAUCAAAGACUUGUGAGUUGCCAUGUAGAAAGAGCUUACGCAGAAUGAUAAAAGGCGAGGAUAAAUUUUACUUACCGUUCAACUCGCCAACAAAAAUCUUCGGUGGAUGAAUCGGGAUCGACAGACGUUGCCGCAACACACGCAACAAUCAAGUGUCGCGAUGUUAAGGCCUCAGAGGAAAGUGUUUAUCGUGGCAUGGUGUCAGAUGACGUAACCCCCAUCCAACCGUCGACCCCGCCCUCUCCUCACGCUCAAAACUUCGGUAGCCUGCCGACACCCUCAUGGUACCCUCCAUUUUGGCUCACUUGUCCAUAAUUGUAACAGCAAUUCCAAAAUGGCUUACACAACUCUGUGUGUUCCAGCAUGUUGUGCGUUAUUAUUUUUAUUUUCUAAGCAUUCAACCUGGGUGGUAUACGCAUUUCUGGGUCUUAGCUCCGCCCCCACAUCGCUUUUUGACCAGUCGUUGUGAAGGGAACGCCUCCCUUUCUACUCAGUCGGCUGUGAAAUUGUGUCUGUGGGUCAGUCGCGAGGCAAUGUGUUGACAAAACACGAAUAAGGGCUCUCUUUACAAACAUGUACACAGUUGGGUUUUAAUGUACAGUAGUGCUGCCAACAGUUGUGCUUAUGUAGCUGAUGCCACACAGUGGUCUCCCCCUUUGUACAGCACUAGAUGUGUGCAUGCGUGUGUGUCGGGAGGGGGGCGGGGGGUGGAUCAAGAGUUUUGGUGGGAGGGAGCAGGGAUCGGAGUUAACACAAUUUCACAAUGGCGCUGGAUCAUCUUCAUUCUCAAAUGCCAUGUGUCACCUUCACCCGAGGGGGCGACAGUGAGACGAGAACCUCUGAAAGAAUGUGACUUCUAAUUCUCAGCUGUGUGAAUGAGCAGUGUGGGGCAGGUGUGUGACACGUGUGUGUGUCUUCUGACGUCAUCAGCUACAGUAGGUGACCCACCGUGCCUUACACUGUAACUGGACAGAGUAAUUUAGCACACACACACACACACACGCCCUCGCCGUCACCCUUAACCGCUGUGUUUACGCGGGGAUGGUCAUCUGUCAUUCUGUGUCUCUCAUGCUGUCUGUUGUUCAUUCAUGCUGUGUAACUGUUGUGUAUAUACCCUAUAAACUGUCUGGGAAAACCUCAUCUGACAACUCUUCAUUCUGUUGCAGAGCUGCAGUUCCACUGUCUACCAGCAGAUGGUGGUGAGAUAGUGGGCUUGCAGCGCCGUCAUGAGCAGCUCCGGAACAUUGUGUUCUGAGAGAAUGGCCGUCUGGGUGAACUGGGUUCAUGUGAGUGCGGCGUCCAUGCGUUUAUAAUUCCUUGAACUUGCUCCUGGUCCGGGUGAUCACACUCACUUUACGGGCCUCACAUAUGAUGCUUUGAAAACAAGUGCCGUAUUGGGGCGCCAAAACGUGACAGUUCUGAUUCAAACAUUACAGGUGUAAUUACAGUUGUAAUAAACCAUUACAUCAUAGUCAGUCCAGAUAAACUUCGACCCAAUAAAUACAGAAUCUACAAAUGUAUAUAUCGGACUGUGAUCUACAGUCUACUGUGAGUUUCUCCGAGUUGUUUGGCUUCAAAAUGUUGGCGUCAAACUCAAGGCCCGGGGGCCAAAUCCCACCCGCCAAGUAACUCCUCUGGCUUAGGAACGUGUCUUUAGGCCCAGAAAACAGAAGACAGUUUGAAGAUGAGUGACUGUGUGAUUGAGCACGUGCGUGAACUGUCGUCUCUCCCCCCCCCCCGCACACACACACAAACAUGAGUCUCAUCGUGUCACCAUGGCAACCUUCAAGGCUCCCUCUCAGUGUCGCGCUCUCUGUCUCACCGUCUUCUCUCCAUCGCUUCACUCCAUGUGAUUCAUGCUCAUCCACAUCUGUGUUGCCACUGCUGGAUCCUCCUCCAAAAGAAUGUCAGAAAGAAUGUAACUAUUCUGAGACAUGUAUUAGUCUCAUCAUUUUACCCAUGUUUUUGAGUGAACCUCUCCGAUUUAACCUAAUGGAAUGUCACUAAAUAAUAUAUAUUUAAUAAUAUGUUGGCCCCUACAAUAUUUAUUUUUCAAUACAGUAGAAAGGAUUCUAACAAGCUAUGAAUGUGGCUAAUGGUAGACGCUCUCUAGCUGCUAAAUAAACACAAGAAUAAUUCAUGAAAUUAUUAGAUGAGAUCAGAUGAAGAACCAACCCACUGUUUCAGCCUGGUCUUGAAUCACAAAAUAAAAUGCUCUUUAUUUAUAUUUAUUUAUAUAUUAAAGAAAAUCAUAAACAAACUAAGAACAAACCAAAACAAAGCCUUUAUAAACACCUAUCGAUAAAUGAACAGAAUUUCUGUUGACUAGCUAGCUUAGCCGCGAUGCUAACAGACUGACAUGUGUUAUUAUUUUAUUACAUAGAUUUAUAAAAACGUGUCAUUUUGGAAAUUUCAAAAUAGUUAUUUUGGAGGAAACCGUUCAGCAACAACACAUCAAUCAUUCCUGUCGUCAUGGAAACCAUCUGACCCAGUAGAAGCCGAACCAGUGCUGCAGUAGGAAAAAAAAACAUAGCAGGUUGGGAUAAAAUACAUUUCAUAUAUAUAUAUAUAUAUAUAUAUAUAUAUAUAUAUAUAUAUAUAUAUAUAUAUAUAUAUAUGAACACACACAAGCAUAGAUGGCGAUUUAAGAUAAAAGAGAAAUAUUUAAUUACAGAUUUGCAUGUGCAUUGUGCAUGCCACUAUAUGGGGAAACACCUUCAGGAAUUAAAAAAAAAAAGUAUAUAUAUGUAAAAUAUAUAGAGAUAUUUGUUUUAAGAGAAAUGUGUUUCUUUUUUCUCUAUUUUUAAAAACAAAAAAAGGGAAAAAAAAAGGAAAAUACCUGACCCCUAAAAAAAUAUGAUAAAAACUGUUUUAAAAAAAUCUUCAAAUGAAAUGAAUUCACUGAUGAACUCGAAGAAUGUUUGUUAUAUUUGCCCGUUAUUUCAUGGGGAACUCAGCGGGGAAGCAACUGAAAAAAAAAAAAAAACAAGAAGAAGAAGAAGCAAAAAGGAGGGCGGAGAAGAAGUCCUUCUCCUCGAUGACAAACAAGAGUAAAGAGCUGCCUGAACCUGAUUCUGGUGAUGUUAUUCCCCUUGAUGCCAGCUACGAAAAUCUCUCCCUGUCUCUGGCCAUCCUUCUCUCCCUCUGUUUCUUUCUCUCUCUCUUUCUCUGCUGUUUCUACCAGUGCAUUUUGUAAUUUCAAACAGAAUUCUUCCUAAAGAACCUGAAUAAACCAGAGAGAAUGCAUUCUA